Molecule: messenger RNA, 1769 nt
Organism: Capsella rubella
Lineage: Eukaryota; Viridiplantae; Streptophyta; Magnoliopsida; Brassicales; Brassicaceae
Product: cytochrome P450 81F1
Exons: 2
Coding region: 8-1549 (513 amino acids)
Molecular function (GO): heme binding; monooxygenase activity; oxidoreductase activity, acting on paired donors, with incorporation or reduction of molecular oxygen
Source: RefSeq, a predicted model, not a curated record
AGGAAAGAUGUUUCAGUUUUAUUUUCUCGUGAUGAUUUUCAUCGUCCCCUUACUCUACAUAGCUUACAGUUUCAGUUCUAAAAGACAACGUUUCAACAUUCCACCAGGUCCUCCGGGUCUUCCUGUCGUCGGACAUCUCCACCUCAUCAAACCACUCCUCCACCGUUUCUUCCAUAGCUACUCCAAAAAGUACGGUCCCAUAUUCACCCUCCGCUUCGGGUAUCGCCGUCUCGUCGUUAUAUCGUCUUACCCUCUAGUUAAAGAAUGCUUCAGCGGCCCAAAUGAUAUCAUUUUGUCAAACCGGCCUUUAUCCAUGACAAACAAAUACAUUGCUUACAAUAACACCACCAUCGGAACCUCCCCCUACAACGAACAUUGGAGAAACCUCAGGCGCAUCAGCUCCGUGGAGAUUCUCUCCUCCCAACGCCUCGCAAGCUUCCUAGAUAUUAGGAGAGACGAGCUCCGUCGGAUGCUCAGGAGACUUGCACGUGAACACACCACUAAGGGUAAUUAUCAACUCGAUUCUUUCAAGGAGGUCGUACUCGAACCCCCAUUGUCAGAUUUAGCGCUCAACAAUGUCGUGAGGAUGGUGACGGGGAAGAGAUACUACGGCGAUGAUGUUCGUGACAAGGAAGAGGCAGAGAUAUUCAAGAAUCUCAUCAUAGAUAUUUUCGAAAACAGCUCCGCGAAUAAUCCUAGCAAUUAUUUGCCUUUCUUGAAAUUCUUUGGGUGCAAGUACGAGAAGCAGGUGAAACGUAUCGGCAAUUCCGUGGACAAGACUUUGCAGCGUCUCCUCGACGAGUGUCGGAAAGACAGGGAUGGAAACAGUAUGAUCAAUCACUUGGUGUCUUUGCAGGAUCAAGAACCUGAGUAUUACAACGACGUAACCAUCAAAGGGUUAAUGAUGGCUAUGAUAAUCCCAGGAUCAGAUACUACUUCAGUUAUGAUCGGAUGGGUUAUGGCAAACUUGCUGAACCAUCGGGAUGUGUUAAAAAAAGCAAGCGCGGAGAUCGAUGAAAAGAUCGGACAAGACCGUCUCAUCGACGAAGAAGACAUCUCCGACCUUCCUUACCUUCAAAAUAUUGUGUCUGAGACAUUCCGGUUAAACCCGGUGUCCCCGAUCUUGCUCCCUAGGGAAGCUUCCGAGAACAUGAAAGUCGGUGGGUAUGACAUACCACGUGGCACAACAGUUGUGAUCAACGCGUGGGCUAUACACAGAGACCCGGAGCUCUGGCACAAUCCAGAAGAGUUUAAUCCUGAAAGAUUUAGUGGGAAAAAUAUCAAAAUUGAUGGAUCCAUCGACAGUGUUCAGACUCUGAUGCCGUUUGGGAACGGUAGGAGACAGUGUCCUGGUUCUGCCCUCGGGAUGAAGACAGUGACGUGGACAGUAGGAGCAAUGGUCCAAUGCUUUGAUUGGAAGACUGUGAAUGGUGAUAAGAUUGAUAUGGAGGAAUCUCGAGGGAUUGUGAUGCGUAAUCUUAAGCCUUUACGUGUUAUGUGCCGACCUCGACCAAUUAUGUCUAAACUUGUUGCUGAGGCAACUUCUUAGACCGUAUCGUUUAAUCAGAGUUUGACGGCAGUUCUAUCAUCUAUGCGGGCCGGCGAAUGCAAUAGAAUCGCCAACAAAUAAUAAUACAUAUUUGGACCUAGACCAAAGCAAAGUAAAAGUAAAACAUCAAAACAAUUUUUCUUUUAGACAGCACUAGAUAUCAGAUAACAGGUUUCCGUUUCGUUUGUAACAUUUUUAUAUAAUAAGGUUUUAUACGAUC